Messenger RNA from Paraphaeosphaeria sporulosa, 2688 nucleotides. RefSeq lists its product as uncharacterized. Bases 1 to 2688 code for a protein of 895 amino acids. The transcript is spliced from 3 exons. The record is from RefSeq and is a predicted model, not a curated record. NCBI's taxonomy places the organism in Eukaryota, Fungi, Ascomycota, Dothideomycetes, Pleosporales, Didymosphaeriaceae.
AUGACCGGUCCCCUCACAAUUCCGAACUUCGAGGCAUGGCGUGAACAGCAUAAUCAAAAGCAGCAAAGCAACAAGCGCUCGAAGCGAGGACGCCAAAAUGUGUAUAAUCCCACCUACGAGUCGCUGCCUGGCCAUAAGUUCUUCCGAUUAGACCGCGGAGCCAUCGACGACGAGUUUCAUAAGAUCUCGACAGCAGUACUGAAGACUCUGGACGGAGCGAGACCACAAGAUAAGCAACUCGCAGCUCUACAGCUACUCGCUCGUCGUUUGCAGACGGUCGUCAUUCCAGAGACCCUGGACGUUGCCGUCGUGGGGGAGCAAGGCAUGGGCAAGAGUCUAGCUAUCAAUGCCCUGCAACAUCGUCCGAGGUUAUCGACAACAUCGGCGAGUGGCGGUGCAUGCACGGCUUCGGCUAUUAGGUUUUGCUAUAAGCAGGAUGCCGCGGAGUACUCCGACAGCUUUGAUGCGAAGAUCAAGUUCAUGACCGACGAAGAGUUGACCGAGAGCAUCGAAGAGCACAUCAACAGAUAUUAUCAUUUCCACUUCUCCGACAAUGUGGAUGAUGAGACGUAUUUCGAAGAUCAGAAGGCAGCCAAAGAUGCUGAAGCUUUCCUUGAGCUGCUUCACAACUCAGAACACGACUGUAAAGCAGCAUCGCAACUAAAGAUUCUCCUCACCGCCGACAACAUCAAGGGAAAGAAUCUUCUGAAUGCCACAAUGUCGAUGGCACAUCGUCGCAUUGACGAAACGCGUUCGCUGUGGUCCGAGAGUGAAGAACGAACGAUCAUAUUCAAGGACCGUGGCAUCAAGGCGUUGAUGGAAGAGGUCGAGCAGUACAUGGCCAUGUUCCCUUCCAUGCCGUCCUUGUGGCCAAUCGUCCAAAGCCUCGAUAUUCUUCUUUGGUCUCUCCUCGCAAAGCAUGGGGUAAACCUCAGGGACUUGCCUGGCUUGAACGAUGAGAAUCAGAUUCGAACGGCAGCUACAAAUGCAUUCAGACGCAAAGCUGGAUACGAGAUGAUCUUCGCUAGGGCAGAUCGGGUCACCACCGAUAACAACGUGCACCGAUAUAUCAGGCAGUCAAUCAAAGCUCAUGGUGCUAAAGGAACGAUACUCAUUCUCACCAAGAAAGACGAAUACCUACUAGAUACCAAUUCGGCGGAGAAAGUUAUCAAAACGCACGAGGCCGAGCCCUUCCCUACUAUCCGCGACCACAUGGCUCUGAACGAAAAGGCGAUGGACAAGUUACCAGAGGACGACGAAGCCGCUGAUCUAGAGUACAAUGAUCGCCAGGAAUAUCACGCUUAUCUCGGGAACCUCGGUAGGUUGGCUUUCAUACAGCAUCGUGGCGAAGGAGUAGCGGCGGAAAUGAAAGACAAAUUCAAGGAAAUGGAUCCGGUCCCGAUCACAGUCUUCUCCAUCUCCGCUUCCAUGUAUAUGGAGUGGAUGAAACAGAGCCACGUGGAACGACCUCUGAUGUCGCCUGCAGAGACUGGAGUUCCCGCCGUUCGACAGCACCUCCUCCAGCUUUGCGCCGAGGCAAAUCUCAAAGUAUACGAGGACCAUGCUUUUGGCAAGAUGGAAAGCAUGCUAGACAAAUGUCGACGAAUUACCGAUGUAGAGAGGAAAGACAAUAGCUAUGCCCUCCUUCGUCCUGUUUUCGCCGCGGUAGUUGCCAAGAUCCGCGAGAAUCUCGUGAACAUUUUCAGCCAAUUCAUCAGCAAUGAUAACGUGGAUGAGGUUUUUGAGUUUAACGAUAGGCCAACGCGACAGAAGGAGCUGCUUAGAGUCGUCGACGACUGGGGUUAUGGCACCCAUUGGAACACAUAUCGAUCUUGUCUUAUGCGCAAGGGCAUCGGUUUCUCGGCAUCCGCGAAGUACAAGACCGCCGAAAACCCCAACGGAUCGUACAACUGGAACGAAGAUCAAGGCAAUGUCAUCAUCAAAGACGUGGAUGGAUGGAGGGAACGUAUGGACCCCGCAGUCAGCUUGCUGGCAAGGCAACUUGAAGAAGCCAUCAUGUCAGGCUGCCGAGAUAUCCAGGCGUGCAUCCAGUCAUCUUCGCUUCCCGCGGAGCUCCGCACUGCUGCUAUUCAAGAAUGGAAUGGCUGCGAACUGAAUGUGUUGCGGCUGGCCAAUGCCGAAGACAAGCUGCAAGAUGCGGUGAACGACACGCACCAGUAUGCUACGACAGAGACCGAUAUCCGGUGCAUGAACGCCAAGGUGAACGUGGAAUACUACAGAGAAGUCUACGACAUUGACAAUUGGUCUCGAAGCAAAUUCACGAGCCGUUUUGCCGCACAGAAGAGCAUGAUGAGUGACGUGAUGAGUUCGCCCGACAAAGCUGGCCGAGUGCUCAUCGACAGAAUCGAGCACGCCGUCACGCUACGGUCGAGGCAAGAUCUGGAAGGUGCUUUUGAUGGAUUCCUCGCUGAGGUUAUCAAGGCCGCGGAGGCCUUUGAUGAGCAUCUGAGCGACCUCGCACCACUGGACUACGAUCUGACUGACUCGGACCGGCAGCUGCGCGAGGAUGUUCUGAGGCGCAUUCCGGAGCUGGAGCGCAUGGUUGCAGAUGUGCGUGCGAAGUUCAGCGACGAGGCGCUGCUGACGCAGCAGGUUGUGCUUUUUACGAGGCACAGGGAGGAGGGCGAGCCAGCGGCUAAGAGGAUCAAGGUUGAUGCGGAUGAGUAG